AUGGACAAGAAGGGACAGUCGAAAAAGGAGAAGACCGCCGUACACGUGUUCGAAGGUCAAUGGCCGGCCGAACGGGACACAACAAGAAAGUACAACGGUGGCAACAACAGCAACGGACGAUGGACGGACGGACGGACGGACGAACGAAAGGACGAAUCGCACAACGGAUUUGUCGCCGCCGUCCCGCUUGCCCUGUUCGUCGUCGUCGCUUCGAUGACGAGUGACGUUUUUUCCUCAUCGGGAUUGAUUCAUUUGCUCGAUACAAGUUUUUGUCCCCCGACCGCCCCGACGAUGAUGACAGUUCCAGCCAGCCAGCCAGCCAGCCCGUCCGCCUGCCUGUCAGCCAGCCAGCUGUCAUCGUCAUCGGUGGUUUCGAUCUAUACGCCUAGCUUCGCCUCGCCUCGCCUCGUUUUGCCUCGACUUGACUCGCCUCGCCUCGCCUCGCCUCGCCUCGCCUCGCAUCGCUUUUCCUCGUCGUGCCUCAACUCGUCAUCAAUUCACUCAUAUCAACUUGACCACAUGUCGCUUUGCGGCUUCGGAGCGCCGUUCUUCAACAUCGACAGCGACUUGCAGUUUCUCCAAGGUAAAUCAAACAACCUGAACAAACUGUCUCCCGUUCCUGUGUUCUUUUUCAUCGUCGUUUUGUGA
Molecule: messenger RNA, 648 nt
Organism: Soboliphyme baturini
Lineage: Eukaryota; Metazoa; Nematoda; Enoplea; Dioctophymatida; Soboliphymatidae
Source: the annotation of a GenBank genome assembly